GACUCAAACACGAUAUCAACAGAUGCAGCUGCUUUGGCGGCACUUUUGGGGAAAUCUUAGACUUUGUUCAACAAGAAAAGGCCUGUAGCUUCUGCUCCAUACUCCUGUAAACGUCACCGCCACUCUUACUGGAAAGGAGCCUCACCUUACCUACCAGGUGAGAGGAUGGAACCAGUCCACACCUUGCCUGAGGCACACGCUUUCCGGCUCUCGUCCGACGGGCUUGACGAUAUAAUUGCCCUGGAGAUCACGGAAGUGUCCUCCGACCUGGUGGUGCUGCAGCUGAAGGAGGAAACUCUAGAAGGGUGUGCCGGGGCAGUGUGCAAACAGGAGGAAGAUGGCGGAGACCAAGUUCCUGUGUUCAGCUGGGAUGCUCUGCAGAGGGAGGACUGCGGAACCCAGUGGAGUGGCCCUGGGGCCACCCCGACACAGGGCCUCACCGAGGGACAGAUUGGAGAGUACUGCGGCAUGAUCGUCAACAGCGUGACGGAGGAGAUGUGCACGACGUACACCAUUCCAGAGGCCUGCUUUGGAAAUCUGGAGCUUCAGUUCUACCCGUGUGACAUCUGUGAAGCCUCGUUCACAGAUGAGCAAGAGCUGAAAACGCACGUGAGUGACUCCCAUCUCACAAGUGGUGCCAAGAGGAAUGAACGAAGAGCAAAGGCUCCAAGCUUCAUACACAAGGAGAUCACUGCACGAGAACAGAGGACCUUUAGUAUGGGCUUCUCACAACCUAAAAUGCCCAUGAGAAAGACUCACUCCCCCCCUCUGCAAUGUGCGGUUUGUGGGAGGAUUUUCAAGAAGCAAAAAUCUCUUCAAAGACACCAGUGGUAUCACACGUGGAGGCAGGGUCCCAGUAAUAGUGCGACGGUUGAGAAGCAACAGCCUGUGCCAGCGGGGACUCCAAAUUAUUGUGCGAAGUGUGGCAGGACAUUCAAGGAGCGUAAAAUGCUAGACAGACACCGACAGAUUUACCACCACAACCAGUCGGCGGUCCUUCACAGAGGCUUCAGACAUUCUGACCUGCUAAGGUGCUGUGAGUGUGAUCGAUACUUUGGCACCAAAGAGACCUUCCAUAGACACCAGUGCUUUCACCUCCGCAAGCAGCUGAGAGCUUUUCAUGCAUCUGGGAGGAAGAGCAAGGGAGUACAUUUCUUCCAUUGUCAGCUCUGUGCACUGCCAUUCACUAAGGGGCUGGAGUUUGAGCGCCACAUCAAAGUUACCCACCCCGAACAGUACAGGAAGGCUGCCAAAAACACAAAUUCAACUGGAAGAGCCUGGAGGAAGACAUCUGGGGCUUUAAAGGACCAUGGCGAAACUGUAAGCCAGGAAGAUUUCGAGGGUAGGUUCCCCCCACGGACCGUUGUCCCAGAAGAAAGCACAGCCAUCGCAGGACAGCGAGAUUCUGAGACUGUGCAGUCGUCACAUCCCUGCUCUGAAUGUGGGAAAUCCUUCAGGAUGCCGGCGCUGCUCAGCAGGCACCAGAAAAUGUAUCACAACAAAGCUCAAGACUCAAGGCUGCGCCAGGGUAACCAAAGUUACGUCUGUCACAAGUGUACAAAGUGCGAGAAGACUUUCCGGACAAGACGGAUGCUGCAGAAGCACGCGCGGAUGCAUCGCAAGAAAAAAGCCUUGAAGUGCCGUGAGUGCAAACGAUGCUUCGUCGUACCGGAGACCUUCCAUAGACACCAGUGCUUUCACCUCAGGAAGCAGCUGAGGGCGUUCAAUGCAUCAGGGCAAACCAGCCAGGGAGCACAUUUAUACCAUUGUCAGCUCUGUGCACUGCAAUUCACUGAGGGACUGGAGUUUGAGCGCCACGUCAAAGUUACCCACCCUGAACAGUACAAGAAGGCUGCGAAAAACAAGUGUUCAGCUGGAAAGACCACAAAAGCACAAGAAUCUGGAGUUCAAAGUAAUGGAAAGACCUUUAGCAAAGCACCCAGUGUUUCAGAAGUACGUGUCAAAGUGGAACCCAAAAUUGAAGACCAGUGUGCAGAGAUUGGUGACCCUAGUGGCUCAUGCAGUAUACCAGCCAAUACAGAGGAGCAAGUAUCCGGAACAUCAGGCCCUCUACAUCAAUGCCAUAAGUGUGGCAGAAUAUUCGAGGUGCAGAAGAAGCUAGACAAACACCAGCGGAUUUACCACCGAGACCAGUCAACGGUCCUUCACAGAAGCCGCCGUCACCCUGCCAUGAGUGUGCUGAGGUGCUGUGAAUGCGAUCGACACUUUAGCACCACAGAGUCCUUUUCUCAACACAAGUGCUUUCACCUCCGAAAGCAGCUGAGAGCUUUCAUUGCAUCUGGGAGGAAGAGCAAGGGAGUGCAUUUCUUCCAUUGUCAACUCUGCACACUGCAGUUCACCGAAGGACUGAAAUUUGAGCUUCAUGUCAAAGUUACGCAUCCUGAACAGUACAGGAAGGCUGCUAAAAACAACUGUUCAGCCGAAAAACCCACGGAAACACAAGAAUCUGGAGUUGGAAAUAAUGGAAAGACCUUUGACAAACCAUCCAGGUUUGCAAAAGCACAUGUCAAAAUGACCAGUGUGGAACCCCAAGUUGAAGACCAGUGUGCAGAGAUUGGUGACACUAGUGGCUCAUGCAGUUUACCAGCCAAUACAGAGGAGCAAGUAUCCGGAACAUCAGGCCCUCCACAUCAAUGCCAUAAGUGUGGCAGAAUAUUCGAGGUGCGGAAGAAGCUAGACAAACACCAGCGGAUUUACCACCGAGACCAGUCACCGGUCCUUCAUAGAAGCCGCCGUCACCCUGCCAUGAGCAUUUUGAGGUGCUGCGAAUGUGAUCGAAACUAUACCACCACAGAAGCCUUCUCUCAACACAGGUGCUUUCACCUCCGCAAGCAGCUGAGAGCUUUCAUUGCAUCUGGGAGGAGGAGUACAGGAGUCAAUUUCUUUCAUUGUCAGCUCUGCACACUGCAGUUCACCGAAGGACUGAAAUUUGAGCUUCAUGUCAAAGUUACGCACCCUGAACAGUACAAGAAGGCUGCUAAAAACAACUGUUCAGCCGAAAAACCCACGGAAACACAAGAAUCUGGAGUUGGAAAUAAUGGAAAGACCUUUGGCAAACCAUCCAGGUUUGCAAAAGCACAAGUCAAAAUGACCGCAGUGGAACCCAAAGUUGAAGACCAGUGUGCAGAGAUUGGUGACACUAGUGGCUCAUGCAGUUUACCAGCCAAUACAGAGGAGCAAGUAUCCGGAACAUCAGGCCCUCCACAUCAAUGCCAUGAGUGUGGCAGAAUAUUCGAGGUGCAGAAGAAGCUGGACAAACACCAGCGGAUUUACCACCGAGACCAGUCAACGGUCCUUCACAGAAGCCGCCGUCACCCUGCCAUGAGUGUGCUGAGGUGCUGUGAAUGCGAUCGACACUUUAGCACCACAGAGUCCUUCUCUCAACAUCAGUGCUUUCACCUCCGCAAGCAGCUGAGAGAUUUCAUUGCAUCUGGGAGGAAGAGCACGGGAGUCAAUUUCUUCCGUUGUCAGCUCUGCACACUGCAGUUCACCGAAGGACUGAAAUUUGAGCUUCAUGUCAAAGUUACGCACCCUGAACAGUACAAGAAGGCUGCUAAAAAUGUAUGUUCAUCUGAAAAACCAACAAAAAUAGAACAAUCUGGAGUUGGAAAUAAUGGAAAGACCUUUGGCAAACCAUCCAGGUUUGCAAAAGCACAAGUCAAAAUGACCAGAGUGGAACCCCAAGUUGAAGACCCGUGUGCAGAGAUUGGUGACACUAGUGGCUCAUGCAGUUUACCAGCCAAAACAGAGGAGCAAGUAUCCGGAACAUCAGGCCCUCUACAUCAAUGCCAUAAGUGUGGCAGAAUAUUCGAAGUGCAGAAGAAGCUGGACAAACACCAGCGGAUUUACCACAGAGACCAGUCAACGGUCCUUCACAGAAGCCGCCAUCACCCUGCUAUGAGUGUGCUGAGGUGCUGUGAAUGUGACCGAAACUAUACCACCACAGAGUCCUUCUCUCAACACAAGUGCUUUCACCUCCGAAAGCAGCUGAGAGCUUUCAUUGCAUCUGGGAGGAGGAGUACAGGAGUCAAUUUCUUUCAUUGUCAGCUCUGCACACUGCAGUUCACCGAUGGACUGAAAUUUGAGCUUCAUGUCAAAGUUACCCACCCUGAACAGUACAAGAAGGCUGCUAAAAACAACUGCUCAGCUGAAAAACCCACGGAAACACAAGAGUUUAGAGUUGGAAGUAAUGGAAAGACCUUUGGCAAACCAUCCAGUGUUGCAAAAGCACAUGUCAAAAUGACCAGUGUGGAACCCCAAGUUGAAGACCAAUGUGCAGAGAUUGGUGACCCUAGUGCCUCAUGCAGUGUAGCGGCCAUCAAAGAGGAGCAAGUAUCUGGAACAUCAGGCCCUCUACAUCAAUGCCAUAAGUGUGGCAGAAUAUUCGAGGUGCAGAAGAAGCUGGACAAACACCAGCGGAUUUACCACCGAGACCAGUCAACGGUCCUUCACCGAAGCCGCCGUCACCCUGCCAUGAGCAUUUUGAGGUGCUGCGAAUGUGAUCGAAACUAUACCACCACAGAAGCCUUCUCUCAACACAAGUGCUUUCACCUCCGCAAGCAGCUGAGAGCUUUCAUUGCAUCUGGGAGGAGGAGUACAGGAGUCAAUUUCUUUCAUUGUCAGCUCUGCACACUGCAGUUCACCGAAGGACUGAAAUUUGAGCUUCAUGUCAAAGUUACCCACCCUGAACAGUACAAGAAGGCUGCUAAAAACAACUGCUCAGCUGAAAAACCCACGGAAACACAAGAGUUUAUAGUUGGAAGUAAUGGAAAGACCUUUGGCAAACCAUCCAGUGUUGCAAAAGCACAAGUCAAAAUGACCAGAGAGGAACCCAAAGUUGAAGACCAAUGUGCACAGAUUGGUGACACUAGUGCCUCAUGCAGUGUAGCGGCCAUCAAAGAGGAGCAAGUAUCUGGAACAUCAGGCCCUCUACAUCAAUGCCAUGAGUGUGGCAGAAUAUUUGAGGUGCAGAAGAAGCUAGACAAACACCAGCGGAUUUACCACCGAGACCAGUCAACGGUCCUUCACAGAAGCCACAGUGACCCUGCCAUGAGUGUGCUGAGGUGCUGUGAAUGUGAUCGAAACUUUAGCACCACAGAAGCCUUCUCUCAACACAAGUGCUUUCACCUCCGCAAGCAGCUGAGAGCUUUCAUUGCAUCUGGGAGGAAGAGCAAGGGAGUACAUUUCUACCAUUGUCAGCUCUGUGCACUGCCAUUCACUGAGGGGCUGGAGUUUGAGCACCACAUCAAAGGUACGCACCCUGAACAGUACAAGAAGGCUGCGAAAAGCCAAUGUUCAGCUGCGAAACCCACAAAGAAGUGAGAAUCUGGAGAUGUUAUGGAAAGACCUUCUGCACACCCUCUCGUGUUUUUUAAAGCACAGGUUAAAUUUACCACAGUGAAAUCCAGAGCUGGAGCCAAGUGUGUGCAGACUGGCGACACUAAUAGCUCAUGCAGUGGAGCAGUCAACACAGAGAUGCGAUGAUCUGGAGCAUUAGAUCCUCCACAUUAAUGGCCGACAUGUGGCGGGAUAUGUAAGUUGCGCAAGCUGUUAGACAGACUUCUGGGGAUUUACCACUGAGACCAGUCCUGAGUCCAAGACUGAGUCCUUCACCAGGGCCAUGGUCACCCUGUUGAGAGACUACCAAGGUGCUGUGAGUGUGACCAUUAUUUUAGAAGCAGAGUCCUACGGACAUCAGUGCUUGCAUUACAUUACAUUAUAGGCCCUUAACCAGAGAGACGAACAACAAAGUGCAUACCCAUAACCAGGGACAAGUGCGUUGGAAGACCCCAAAGGCAAGUACAGUUUCAAGUGCUAAGAGUGAAAAGGACUUGGGUCUUGUAGAUUACUCUGACAAUGGCGCGUAUCUAUAAAACCUAUUCUAUUAAAAUAUCUAUUUUUAUACAACACAACGUGAAAUAAUUAUAUACACUUUGCAUUCUGCAAGCAGCUGAGAGCAUUCAGUGCAUCAGGGAGGAGGAAUGAGGGAGUGAAUUUCUUCCAUUGUCAGCCCUGCGUACUGCACAAAGCUCAAACUGCACAGGCAGCGAUGAUCAGCUCGGGUUGAGCAUGGAGAGACAAGGACAGCUAUGCACAGAAUAGAUGGGUAGGUGUUGUGCAGAAACAUCAGCAUGCAGUCGUGCAGGGUCAGAUUUAGUCAUGUCCAGUGGUGGAAAAUGGAACAUGACAGAAAUUACUUUCCAGUGACUGUGGGAAAGGCUUCAAGAGGUUUCACAAUCUGAGGACACACCAGGGGCCUAUUUGAAUGGCUUAUUUUGUCAUUCCCCGUCUCCUUUUUCCUGGCCUGACCUGGAAAUUGAUAGGGGUCCGCCAUCUUGAAGGAAAUAAUCCAUUAAAUGUUCCUUCAAGGAGCUAGGAACCAGGAGCAGAAGCCUGUAGCCUAGCCGCCAUCAGACCCCUUCGACCCCAGAAUGCAGCAGCUUGUCUGGUCUUCAACCUUCCAAAACCCCCUGCUUACUUCCCUCCGCUGGCUGCCUGUCAUGGCUCGCAUCAAAUUCAAAACAUUGGUGCUAGCCUUCCAAGCAGUUAAGGGGUCAGCCCCAGCUUACCUCCAAAAGAUCAUCAGACCCUACACCCCUGCCAGACCUCUUUGUUCGGCCACCACAGGUCGCCUCGUGCCUCCCCCUCUCCGAACUUCCAUUUCCGGCUCACGACUACUGUUAAUGUAAUGUAAUGGAUAUGGCACGGAGUUUAGCCGCCGAGAGCCACCUCGUGCUCAUGCACACUUCAAAGACACACUACUACAACACAAGGACACGCACUGGGACUCUCAGACCACCCGCUUGCAGAAAGUGUGGCAGGAGCCAGAGCACUUUGGGAGAAGCACCUUGGAUGUGCCCCGUAAAGUACUGUAUUUUGUUGGGACGUUUUGCAUUCAAAAUAAAAGUUUAUUGAGCAUGAAGAGGUGCCGCUUCCUUGGCAACACGUGGAUCAGAUUAAUGUCUGGAAAAAAAUAACUGCCAUCCCGUAAUAAACACGAGUAUACAAGUAUACUAUAUUCAUAUGAUAAUUUGUGGUACUUUAAAUAAAGACUUGGAUUGAUUUAGGAA
This is a messenger RNA of Conger conger (European conger), 7091 nucleotides long. Its product is annotated as zinc finger protein 208-like. Gene Ontology annotation, cellular component: nucleus. Gene Ontology annotation, molecular function: DNA-binding transcription factor activity, RNA polymerase II-specific; RNA polymerase II transcription regulatory region sequence-specific DNA binding. NCBI's taxonomy places the organism in Eukaryota, Metazoa, Chordata, Actinopteri, Anguilliformes, Congridae. Gene Ontology annotation, biological process: regulation of transcription by RNA polymerase II. The transcript has 3 exons. Bases 166 to 5343 code for a protein of 1725 amino acids. The record is from RefSeq and is a predicted model, not a curated record.